UGGAGUCAGAGGGAAAAACAGGGAGAAGGGAGCUGCAGCGUAAAGAGUAAAGGACACAGCAUUCUUAGGAAAACUCUCCUUUUUCUUUCCUUUUCCUUGCUCCUUCCCUUCCAGAUCUCCGCGGUGGCAGUUUGUGCUGCCUCACCUCCAGCACAGCGUGCAGAAUGAAACGACUGUCACAGAAUUCAUCCUCCUGGGGUUCUGCAGCACCCCAGCCCUGCAGCGCUGCCUCUUUGGCCUUUUCUCUGCCCUCUGCUCUGCCACUCUGAUGGGAAACGCACUUGUCUUUCUGCUUAUCUGCCUGGACUACUGCCUCCACAGCCCCAUGUACUUCUUCCUCUGCCACCUCUCCAUCGUGGACAUCUGCUAGGCCUCCAGCAAUAUCCCCCAUAUGCUAAGGAGCCUCCUUGGACAAGGCAGAACCAUCUCCUUUGCUGGGUGUGGGGCGCAGAUCCAUCUUUAUUUAAUCUUUGCACUUACAGAGUGCGUGCUGCUGGCCGUGAUGUCUUCUGUUCGCUACGUGGCAAUCUGCCGUCCCCUCCGCUAUGCCCUCAUCACGAUCUGGAGGCUGUGCCUCACCCUUGCCACAGUUUUGUGGGCUUUGGCGUUCGUAUUUGGUACACUGCAAGCCUCUCUGGCUUUACACCUGCCUUUCUGUGGCCCCUGCGAGGUUGUCCACUUCUCCUGUGAAAUUCUUGCUGUCUUAAAGCUGGCCUGCACUGCCACUACUGCCGAUAAAGUCCUGAUCUUUGCUGUUUGUGUGUGCUUCUUCCUCUGCCCUUUAGCCUUAACCCUGAUUUCCUCCCUGGACAUCCUGGCCACCAUUCUGCGCAUCCGCUCUGCGCCAGGAUGGCACAGAACCUUCUCCACCUGUGGCUCCCACCCGACCGUGGUGGGUGUCUGUGGGAUACUUGGAAAGUAA
Messenger RNA from Harpia harpyja (harpy eagle), 922 nucleotides. Its product is annotated as olfactory receptor 2A2-like. NCBI's taxonomy places the organism in Eukaryota, Metazoa, Chordata, Aves, Accipitriformes, Accipitridae. Gene Ontology annotation, molecular function: olfactory receptor activity. Gene Ontology annotation, biological process: G protein-coupled receptor signaling pathway. The record is from RefSeq and is a predicted model, not a curated record. The transcript has a single exon. Gene Ontology annotation, cellular component: membrane.